AUGGCCCCUCACCCAACGGGCUUCGCGCCCGAUCUCGAGAAAUAUCUCAAGUCUCUCAAGGGCCAGCCAUUGGAGGCCUCGGUCGAGAGCCUCAUUUCACUCCUCAAGCGACGCCAGAUCAAGGGCUCAGAGCCUUGCGCCGUUGCAACCGCCCAUAUCCUUCUCCAGGUCGUCGCCCGCUCGAAAUGGUUCAACGUGGACGGUCUCAUCGAUAAUGUGUCGAGGAUCGGCCGCCGCCUCGUCGAGGCCCAGCCCAAGGAACUUGUCAUUGCCAACAUUGUGCGGCGAGUCCUAGGCCUUAUCCGCGACGAAGCCGCCGAGGAUAGAAACGAAGCAGCCUCCGAGACCCCCAGCGAGGCUCAGGCGACCCCGACCGACGCUGUCCCGAACCCAGACGCUCUGGCCCACCAGUGGCCUCCCUCGACAUACGCGAAGCAAGAUUCCGCCGGCGACUACAUCUCCAACAGCGCCAAGCCUCCGCCCCCUCGACCUGGACCCUUGUCCUCCUACAGCUCCGUCAACGUUCCCAAGACCCUUUUCCACCUUCUCUCAGUUUCGUCGCCUAGCGAUGCCGACCCUAAUAUCCAGGGAUCACCCCUGGGUCUCUCUGGAGCGUCGACACCCUCAUGGAAGGCUCCCACUGCCCAGAUUCACUCUUUGAGAUCCGAGGUCAUUGACGGUAUUGAGGAGAUUAAGGAUGAGAUCAGCCAAGUCGAUGACCAGAUUGCGGCUUUGGCCGAAGUUCAGAUUCACCCCGGAGACUACGUCCUCGUACACCAGCCUUCGCCAACUGUGGAACGCUUUAUCCUGCGCGCAGCUCUUAAGCGUCGGUUUACAGUCCUCAUUGCCACUGAGCCCCCCCGGAAAGAGACAUCUGAGGUCCAGCACGCUUCAUUUAGAAAGAAGCUCACAUCUGCCGGGAUUGCGGUCAUCAACAUCAUGAACGGAGGGCUUAUGGCGUACAUGUCACGGGUGGACAAGGUGAUUCUUGGUGCGAGGGCUGUUGUUGCCAACGGCGGUGUUGUCGCCGAUGCAGGCGCUGCAGCAGUCGCUCGAGCAGCCAAGGAGCAGGGCAACGCCGUGAUUGUUCUCAGCGGCGUGUACAAACUGAGCCCAGAGAACCCCUUCAACGAGGAGUCGUUGAUUGAGUGGGGAGACUCGGCCAGCUUUGUCAACUUUGCGGAUGGACCCAUGGUGAGCGGCGUUGAGGUUCGGACAGCGGUAACUGAGCUGGUGCCCCCCGAGCUCAUCGACACCUACAUCACCAACCUGGGCACACAUUCAAGAGACCACCUGUCGGUCCUCAUCGCGGACCAUUACAAGCAGGAGGAUGUCGACUUUCACCUGUGGAGCGGGUGA
Fusarium keratoplasticum is the source of this 1359-nucleotide messenger RNA. RefSeq lists its product as uncharacterized. The transcript is spliced from 3 exons. Gene Ontology annotation, biological process: translational initiation. The record is from RefSeq and is a predicted model, not a curated record. Gene Ontology annotation, molecular function: guanyl-nucleotide exchange factor activity; translation initiation factor activity. The coding region runs from base 1 to 1359 and encodes 452 amino acids. Lineage: Eukaryota; Fungi; Ascomycota; Sordariomycetes; Hypocreales; Nectriaceae. Gene Ontology annotation, cellular component: eukaryotic translation initiation factor 2B complex.